UUGUGAGGGGUCCUCAUUUGCGUAAAUAGCGGAGUAUUGUAGUACUUUUUGAUGCAGGCGCAUGAUGGUCUGCAACGUAUCAUUGGCUAGUGUGCAAGUGCCUCAUAGUCCAUGGAAAAUGUGUGCGGAAAUAAGGGCAAAGGAAAAGAUCCCAGGCUUACUGCCAAGGGAUUUGCAUAAUAAAUCUGAGAUGAAAUGGAUCUCACAUUGACUGAGGAACCAGCAGUGUUCAUGUCCUAAGCAAAUAAAUUGCUUUGUCAUGGAUGGUGAUGAGAGUGAUAUGAUACCAGUGAAAGACAUGAAUGAAAAAGAGAAACACAGCAGAAGCAUGUUCCAUGAAAAAGAGUCGCUGCUGGUGCAGGAGCGGGCGGGGAUCAACAAGCUGUCCCGUGAGGAGCUAGAGGACAGACACCUCCGCCUCCUGGAGGAGAACCACAUCCUCAAGAAGCAUUGCCACAAACAGGAGGACAAGAUCAAAAGGCUGGCCACCAAGCUGCUGCGUCUGGUGCAGGACCGCAAGAAGCGGGGCGAGGCGCCGGCCCGCCAGCGAGACCCGGAGACGGCCGAGCUGAUCCAGUCGCAGCAGGACCAGAUCAGCCAGAUGGAGCGCCAGGUGGCUCAGCUCAAGGACAAGCUGCUGGUGGCGCGCCAGCAGGUGAACACCAGCCAGGGCCGGCCGGGCCGUGGCCUCUCGGCCAAACCGGAGCCGCCGCGACGGCCCUCCUCCCGGCCCAGCUCCAAGACCAGCUCGCAGAAGCGGCAGCCAACCGCUGCUGAGCCGCAGCUGCCGCCGUACGCCGAGCAGCUGCUGGUGGAGGCGCGCCAGACGGCCGCGCACCUGCAGCAGCAGUCCGCCGCGCUCGCCGACCGCAACCGACAGCUUGACGAGACGUUCUCCACGCUCCGCGAGCAGUGCAACAUGUACGAGCAGGAGCUGGAGAUGCUGAAGGAGCAGAGUCGCGUGAAGGAGCUGGAGCAUGAGGAGGAGGUGGAGGUGCUGAGGAACCAGGCCAACCACGCCAACCGCUCCAAGCUGGCCGAGAACGUGGAGAUGAUCAAGCUGCAGCGGGAGCUGAAGCAGACGGCCAGUCGGCUGACGGCCUUGCAGGCGCACACACAGUCGCUGGAGGAGACGCUGCGCACCGAGAGGCCCGCCUACGAGCGCGCCGCCCGAGAGAUCGCUGAGCUGACCCGGCUGCACGAGGAGGAGCAAAGGCGAAGCGAGCAGCUGCAGAAGGAGGCGGCCGCCGCCGGCCAGGCGCGCCAGCGUGCGGACGAGCUCGAGGCGUCCCUGCGCGACGCUCAGCGUGAGAACGAGCUGCUGCGCUCGGCGAAUGAGAAGCUGUCCGAGAUCGGCAGCGACCAGGAGUGGCAGCGGGAGCAGCAGGCCACGCUGUCAUCACUGCGGGCUCAGCUGGCCAGCGUCGAGUCCAGCCUGCGCGGCGAGCAGGCUCGCGGCCGCCAGCUGGCCGACCAGCUGACGGCCGAGCAACGGCUGUUUCCGUGUCGGCUGUGA
Messenger RNA from Pollicipes pollicipes, 1516 nucleotides. RefSeq names its product protein fantom. Lineage: Eukaryota; Metazoa; Arthropoda; Thecostraca; Pollicipedomorpha; Pollicipedidae. The coding region runs from base 260 to 1516 and encodes 418 amino acids. The transcript has 12 exons. The record is from RefSeq and is a predicted model, not a curated record. Gene Ontology annotation, biological process: non-motile cilium assembly. Gene Ontology annotation, cellular component: ciliary transition zone.